Molecule: messenger RNA, 1401 nt
Organism: Episyrphus balteatus (marmalade hoverfly)
Lineage: Eukaryota; Metazoa; Arthropoda; Insecta; Diptera; Syrphidae
Product: ornithine decarboxylase 1-like
Exons: 7
Coding region: 59-1258 (399 amino acids)
Cellular component (GO): cytoplasm
Molecular function (GO): ornithine decarboxylase activity
Source: RefSeq, a predicted model, not a curated record
GUCAAAAUAGUUUGUAAUCUUUCUUUGUGCAUAAAAUCAACUGUGUGUUAAAAAAAAAAUGGUUACAAAAGAAUUAGAAUCUAUUCAUAUUUACAAUGAUAAAUUGGAUUUAAAAUCAGAAAUUGAAAAAUUAAAUUUAUCCGAGGAAGAUGAUGCAGUUAAUUUUUGUGAUCUUACAAAUAUCAUAAUUCAGUACAAUACUUGGAUGAAAUAUCUUCCAAAUGUGAAACCUUUUUAUGCUAUCAAGUGUAACGAUGAAUGGCCAGUUUUAAAACUUUUAAAAAAUCUUGGAACUGGAUUUGAUUGUGCUUCUAAGAAUGAGAUAAAAAAAGUUUUUGAAGUUGGAGUGCAUCCAGAUCGUAUUAUUUAUGCUAAUCCAAUGAAAUCGAAAUCUUAUAUAAAAUAUGCUCAAUCAGAAAAUGUUACCAAUAGCACAGUGGAUAGUGAAUUUGAAAUUUAUAAAAUGUUCAAAUACUAUGCGGAAUCAAACGUUAUACUUCGAUUUCGAUCAGAUGCUAAAAAGGUAUUAAGUAUACUUGGAAAUAAAUUUGGUUGUGAUGCCUUUGAAAAUGGAGCAGCUUUAAUGAUGUUGACUAAAAGCUUAAAUAUGAAUAUGAUUGGAGUUAGUUUCCACGUUGGCUCUGGCUGUCUAGAAUUAGAAGCUUACGAAAGAGCCAUUUCAACUGGAAGCAGUUUAUAUAAAUUUGGUAAUCUAAUUGAUCACAAUAUGAAAAUUCUUGAUAUUGGUGGUGGAUUUCCUGGCGAAGUUGGCGGUAUGUUUCCAAAGAUAGCUGAAUCAAUAAACAAUUCAUUGGAUGAAUAUUUUGCUAAUUUAGAUGUCGAGGUUAUUGCAGAGCCAGGAAGAUAUUUUGUUAACACAGCCUACACUAAUAUAUCCAAAGUAUUUUCUCGGCGUGAAGUAAGAUCCGAAGAUGGUGAACUUGAAAAGAUUAUGUACUAUGUAAAUGAUGGAGUUUUUGGAACGUUUAGUUGUACUUUAUAUGAAGAUCUACCCAUCGAAGCUAUUCAUUUUAAGGACGAAGACAGUGAAUUAUUUGAUUGCUUUAUUUGGGGCCCUACUUGUGAUGGAUGCGAUAAGAUUCUUGAAAGUGUACGCCUGCCCAACUUAGAAGAAGGAGAUAUUCUAGCUUUUCCAAAUAUGGGAGCUUAUACAGUUCCUAUUAUGAGCACAUUUAAUGGAUUUGAUAAACCCAAAACACGAUUUUAUUUAAGAAGUGACUAUGUUAAAUAUUUAUAAGUGUUUAAUAUUUACAAUGUUGUGUUUUCUGAAAGAAAUUGGAAUUUUCGAUUCAAUUCAAAAGUCAUAACUUUAUGGACCUAUGUGAAGAAUUAUAAUGUUUUUUCUAGUACUUGACAUGUAAAUUUAAAAUUGUUCUAAUA